AGGAGGAGAACCAGGGCCGCUGGCCCCGAAAGCACACACAAAGCGGCCUGACUCCCCUUUGGUGGGAACUUCCCCGGCCGCCAGCGGAGCAAGAGCGGGAGGGGGCGGCGGGUGAGGCAGGGCGGCGGGGCGGCGGUUGCCCUCGCCGAGGCGGAGAACAGCGCGCGCUAGGCUCCGGGCGCGCGGCGAGCGCAGCGGCCGCCGCCUCCUCCCUUCUCCGCCUCCGCCGGCGCUGCCUCCUCCCUCCGCCCAGCUCGGCCUCCCUUGCUCCCUCCCCUCCUGGCUGGCUUCGGCGGCGGCGGCGGCGGCUGGCGGGGAGGGCGUGCGCCGGCCGAGAGGUGUCGGCGGCGAGGCAAAGGAAGUUUCAAGUGGGGAAGGUCGUCCGUCGGCCGGCGCGUCCUCCUGCUCUCCUCCGCAGCAUCAUGGCGGAGCCGAGCGGCUCGCCCGUGCACGUCCAGCUUCCCCAGCAGGCGGCCCCGAUGACAGCGGCGGCGGCGGCCCCGGCGGCCGCGACAGCAGCGCCGGCCCCGGCAGCUCCCGCGGCCCCGGCCCCGGCCCCCGCCUCGGCCCCGGCCCCAGCCCCAGCCCCGGCGGCACAGGCUGUCGGCUGGCCCAUCUGCAGGGACGCGUACGAGCUACAGGAGGUUAUCGGCAGUGGAGCUACUGCUGUGGUUCAGGCAGCCCUAUGCAAACCCAGGCAAGAACGUGUAGCAAUAAAACGGAUCAACUUGGAAAAAUGCCAGACCAGUAUGGAUGAACUAUUAAAAGAAAUUCAAGCCAUGAGUCAGUGCAGCCAUCCCAACGUAGUGACCUAUUACACCUCUUUUGUGGUCAAAGAUGAACUUUGGCUGGUCAUGAAAUUACUAAGUGGAGGUUCAAUGUUGGAUAUCAUAAAAUACAUUGUCAACCGAGGAGAACACAAGAAUGGAGUUCUGGAAGAGGCAAUAAUAGCAACAAUUCUUAAAGAGGUUUUGGAAGGCUUAGACUAUCUACACAGAAAUGGUCAGAUUCACAGGGAUUUGAAAGCUGGUAAUAUUCUUCUGGGUGAGGAUGGUUCAGUACAAAUAGCAGAUUUUGGGGUAAGUGCGUUCCUAGCAACAGGGGGUGAUGUUACCCGAAAUAAAGUAAGAAAAACAUUCGUUGGCACCCCAUGUUGGAUGGCCCCUGAAGUCAUGGAACAGGUGAGAGGCUAUGACUUCAAGGCUGACAUGUGGAGUUUUGGGAUAACUGCCAUUGAAUUAGCAACAGGAGCAGCGCCUUAUCACAAAUAUCCUCCCAUGAAAGUGUUAAUGUUGACUUUGCAAAAUGAUCCACCCACUUUGGAAACAGGGGUAGAGGAUAAAGAAAUGAUGAAAAAGUAUGGCAAGUCCUUUAGAAAAUUACUUUCACUGUGUCUUCAGAAAGAUCCUUCCAAAAGGCCCACAGCAGCAGAACUUUUAAAAUGCAAAUUCUUCCAGAAAGCCAAGAACAGAGAGUACCUGAUUGAGAAGCUGCUUACGAGAACACCAGACAUAGCCCAAAGAGCCAAAAAGCACAGAAAUAAAGAGAAGAUCCUAAAAUCAGCUAGAGAAGUAAAACAGAUCAUCUAUCAGGUAAGAAGAGUUCCUGGGUCAAGCGGUCACCUUCAUAAAACCGAAGACGGGGACUGGGAGUGGAGUGACGAUGAGAUGGAUGAGAAGAGCGAAGAAGGGAAAGCAGCUUUUUCUCAGGAAAAGUCACGAAGAGUAAAAGAAGAAAAUCCAGAGAUUGCAGUGAAUGCCAGCACCAUCCCCGAACAAAUACAGUCCCUCUCUGUGCACGACUCUCAGGGCCCACCCAAUGCUAACGAAGACUACAGAGAAGCAUCUUCUUGCGCCGUGAACCUCGUUUUGAGAUUAAGAAACUCCAGAAAGGAACUUAAUGACAUACGAUUUGAGUUUACUCCAGGAAGAGAUACAGCAGAUGGUGUAUCUCAGGAGCUCUUCUCUGCUGGCUUGGUGGAUGGUCAUGAUGUAGUUAUAGUGGCUGCUAAUUUACAGAAGAUUGUAGAUGAUCCCAAAGCUUUAAAAACAUUGACAUUUAAGUUGGCUUCUGGCUGUGAUGGGUCGGAGAUUCCUGAUGAAGUGAAGCUGAUUGGGUUUGCUCAGUUGAGUGUCAGCUGAUGUAUGUCCCUUGAUGUCACCCUGAUCUGUCAUGUCCCACCCCCACCCCUACUCCCUUCAACCCUCCCUCUUUCUGCCCAUUUCCUCCCACCCCCUCACUCCCAUUUCCUAGCAAAAUCAGAAGAUUGUGAAGAGGCCGGCUUCAACAAAAUGGGAUAAAAAAAUAAUUUUUUAAAACUUAAAACACUCCGAGUUCUGCUUUAUUCUCUAGCAAUCCACAGUACAAGAACAAGCAAAUGCCACAGCUGCACGACUGUUGCUAAUUUUUCCAAAAGCUAUUUAAUAUUCUUAGCAAUCAAUUUGGAUAUCCCUUAAGUGAAAAGAAUCUGAAAUACACUCAGGUGGUCUUAUUUAUUGGCAACAAAAGGAAUUUUCUAUCCAGAAGCCUAUUUCUCCUUUCAUUGUCGUUAUUUCUGUUAUAAUACUUUAAUUGUACAUCUGACAAUACUGCCUCUUUUAUGUUGUAUUUAGAAAUUAAUAUACUUAUAAAAUUAAGAUUUAUUAGCCAAACUUGAAUUCUAGUUUUAAAACUGACUGUGAAUUUUAUUUUUCAUAUAUUUAUGCAUUACACACCUUAGCUAUAAGAAAAAAAGGGUUUUGAUUAUAUGCUUCUUGCAGUUUAUCUCGUUAUUUAAACAAAAAGUUUUGGGUCUAUCUUUGGAGUAUUUGUAACUUCUAAAUUUUGAAAUGACUGAAUUAGGAAUUUGGAUGCUUAUUCUUUUAGUCUGUUUGCCUAAAAACCAAUUUACAAUCUGACUGUCUCUUGGGAGAGGGAGGUGCCUUGCAAACUUUCACAUUAAGAAUGUGCCUGAGGCUGCUUUACUCUGGAAUAGUCUCAGAUCUAAAAUUUCCUCUAUAUAAGGUGGCAUAUGUUAAGUUUUGCUUCAUUGGACCGUUUAGAAUGCUAUGUAAAAUGUUGCCUUUCUGUUAGAUUGCUAACUAUAUACCCAUCUCUGAUUUGGCUCUCCUUAAGUGAUAGGAUUUGUUAUUCUAAAGGUGAUAAACUUGAAAAUAUCAGAAUCUGAGUUUUACUUGAAAUUUUGCAGAAUACCCAGGUGGAGUGAAAAUUGGAAGGGUUUUGUGCAAUGACUAAAAGGUAAAAUGCUGUUAAGGUUCAAGAAUAAAUACUUUCAACCCAAGUAGCCCUCUGCUUGACUGUAUAUUAUGGAACUAGUAAACCUUAGGAUUUUGAAAAUUGGAGUCUAAUCUUUCAGGGAGGUGAGCUCCCAGGAUGGUACCAUUGCUCUUUCCUAGCUAACCCUAGAUAUGGCAGCUCUUUAAUGUACUUUAAAAAGCAAAUAUAUGUUACUAAGGAAAAAAAGUUAUUUAUAAUUGCCUUGUCAUAAUUGUUAAGGUGUUCUAGAGCCAUUUGCAUACAAUUUAAUGUAAUUUCAUUCCAUUCUAUUGUUUACACAACGAUUACUCAAAGAUGACUGCAAAGGUAAAAGGAAAAUAAAAGUGUAUUGCACAACGA
Messenger RNA from Symphalangus syndactylus (siamang), 3615 nucleotides. RefSeq names its product serine/threonine kinase 39 (gene STK39). Gene Ontology annotation, biological process: negative regulation of potassium ion transmembrane transporter activity; positive regulation of T cell chemotaxis; intracellular signal transduction. The record is from RefSeq and is a predicted model, not a curated record. NCBI's taxonomy places the organism in Eukaryota, Metazoa, Chordata, Mammalia, Primates, Hylobatidae. Gene Ontology annotation, cellular component: cytosol; cytoplasm. Gene Ontology annotation, molecular function: protein serine/threonine kinase activity; ATP binding.